This is a messenger RNA of Symphalangus syndactylus (siamang), 2044 nucleotides long. It is a transcript of the gene C18H22orf15, whose product is annotated as chromosome 18 C22orf15 homolog. The record is from RefSeq and is a predicted model, not a curated record. Lineage: Eukaryota; Metazoa; Chordata; Mammalia; Primates; Hylobatidae.
CGCUCUGUCACCCAGGCUGGAGUGCAGUGGCACAAUCUCGGCUCACUGCAAACUCCGCCUCCCGGGUUCACGCCAUUCUCCUGCCUCAGCCUCUCCGAGUAGCUGGGACUACAGGCGCCCGCCACCACGCCCGGCUAAUUUUUUGUAUUUUUAGUAGAGAUGGGGUUUCACCGUGGUCUCGAUCUCCUGACCUCGUGAUCCGCCCGCCUCGGCCUCCCAAAGUGCUGGGAUUACAAGCGUGAGCCACCGCGCCCGGCCAGAAAUGUUCUGUAUCUUGACUGUGGUGGUGGUUAUAUGAGAGUUGGCAAAACUUUAAAACACCAGAAAGGGAGAACUUUACUGUACAGGUGGUUCACAACUGCAAUCCCAGCACUUGUGGGAGGCUGGGGCAGGAGAAUUGCUUGAGCCAAGUUCGAGACCAGCCUCGGCAACAUAGGGAGACUCUCUCUAAAAAAAAAAUAAAUCCCAAUGAUGGCAUUCCCCACCUCAGGGAAUGCCAGCCCCCACUUCUUCUGCCACCCCUCCCCCAUGGGCCCCGUUAACGGAUACAGGUAGGAAGGCAUUUCCUGCCUAGAUGUCUCCGCCCCCACUGCCAUGGAGACCAGCUUGGAAGCUUAGGGGAGCUGCUGUGGCCCAGGGCUCAGUGGGAAGGCAGAGGAGGCCAGGAGUCUUGGACUAGCUGCAGGGUUUGAGCUAGGCUGAAGCAGCAGAACCACAGAGGUGGCUGAGCAGGGGCCUGGCCCUGGGACCCAGCCAUCCACACUCACACAUCCACUUCUCCCUCCAGAGCCCCCCCCGGAGCAGGUCUCUGCUCGAGGCCUUUCCUUAGUUGGGGAAUCGAGAGUUGGGGGAUCAAAGCCCCCCCACAUCUCCCUCCCUCGCUGCAGCUAUGUUUAUCAAGGUGAUGUUUGGGGCCGGCUGCUCGGUGCUGGUGAACACCUCUUGCAGGCUGGUGAACCUCACCGCCCACCUGAGGCAGAAAGCAGGGUUGCCCCGAGAUGCGACCAUUGCUCUCCUGGCUGAGGACGGCAACCUAGUGAGCCUGGAGGAAGACCUGAAGGAAGGGGCUUCCCGGGCCCAAACCAUGGGCAACUCCUUGCUGAAGGAGCGAACCACAUAUGUCCUUAUUCGGAUCAUCAGUAAGAGGGAGAGGACAUGGCCUCCACCCGUUAUGAGUCCCUACUGGAGAAUCUGGAUGACCGUUACCCAGAGCUGGCAGAGAAACUGCGCAGGCUGUCAGGCGUCUCCUCCGCAGGCCACAACUGGAGGAAGGGCAUGGGCACUCGGUGUGGCCACCAUGAGCAAAGCCCCACUUCAAGGCCCACAAAGGCUUCACAGAUGUGGCAUAGGGGCUGGCACACAGUAGGAGCUCAGUGCACAAUUGCUGGAUGAACUCAACGAAGGCGGCAGCAUGGUGUGUGAUGGCACGGCCCACACUGGGUUUGAAGGGCUUGUUCUUCCAUUCUGGCUGGCCCAGGGACCUGACACACUACUGCCAACUAGCCAAGUUGGACUCAGACCCAAGGGGGUUAGCCAGGACCUCUGCCUUGUGUGAUCAGGUGCAAACAGAUAACAACCCAGCAGGACUCCUCCGGCAGAAUCUGGAAUUGCUGAGAAGUUGCAUCAGCAAGAGGGGCAAGGUCAGACAGGAUUUGAGGCCGCUGGGGGCACCUAAGCUGUGGGCGCAGAGAAUGGGAUGCAGAGGCAGAGACAAGAAGGGUAGAGAAGGCAGAUAUCCCUGAUAAGGGGGAGUCCAUGGGUUCAUCCUGGGAUUCCACCCUCAGAGUCAGAUGCCCUUGGGAUCACCUACUAAUGCCUCUCCACCACACUCUGGACUGCCCAAGGCAUCUGUCCUGUGCUACCCACAGUGCAGAUUGCAACAGGGCUCCUCCUCCCCACCCAGGGCCCUGAUUAAGGGGAUGGAUUGCACACUGUAGUGAGACAUCCAUCCUGACCGCAUCUCAUCAGCCAGGGAGCUCCCGGAAGACAGGCCAUCAAGAGAGGCACACAACAGGCUGUGGUCUAAAAUAAACUUUUAAUUGCA